AUGUUGAGAGAUCUAGUAAGAGACAAACUCUUGACGAUUAUGAAUACCAAAGCGUAUACUCAGUUCAAUCCAGAACAAUUAUUGACGCUGGAGCAUGAAUUAAAAGUCUACAUGAAAAGUGGAGAUUCUGCGCUAACAGAGGGCAAUUACUUCUUCUUAAUGGAAAUGCUCUUCUAUGUUUUGGUGUAUCGGAGCCAAGACGUCGAUGCGCAAGUCAUUUAUAACACACUGAGAGAUCGUCUUGGUGAAAGUUCGUACAAGAUGGUAAUUAUGAAGGCCACCUUACUGCAAAUUAAUGGUGACGAUAAAGGUGCUAUCGAAUUCUUAGAAAAUCUGCUGGAAGAGGACCUAGAGUAUGAAACGAAUUUUGUCACGUACGUCUCCAUUGCCAAGAAAUUGAUCGCGAUCAAGGCAAGUUCCAAGAGUUUGAAUCAAGAAGCCAUCCUAAAGGAAUUGAUGGCUCUUACAGAUAAGUUUCCCCUCGAUACUGAAUUGUGGUGGUAUGCCAGCGAGAUUUAUUUCGAAAUGGGCCAAUUUGAAAAAACUCGCUAUUGUUUGGAACAAGUCCUGUGUAUUACUCCAUUUAAUUAUGCUUGUUUCGCUAAACUAAGCGAGACUCUGUAUUACGAAGCUCUACGUAGCAAGAAACAAGUGAAAGCCGAGCUCUUGGGCAAGGCGUUGAAUAACGCUUUAAGGAGUGUGGAGCUGAGCGAACUGUACCUGAAGGGAUGGGCAUUGGUCAAUGUUAUCUCUCGGGAAAUGGGACGCAGUAAACAGGAUGACUUGGUCAAGCUGUCCCAAUCGAAAUUAAAGGAAAUUUCCAAGAAGUCUAACAAUGAGGAUAAGAUCACGGCCAAAUUGAUAUUGAAUAAAAUAUGA
Saccharomyces kudriavzevii IFO 1802 is the source of this 879-nucleotide messenger RNA. RefSeq names its product Emc2p (gene EMC2). Gene Ontology annotation, biological process: protein folding in endoplasmic reticulum. Gene Ontology annotation, molecular function: protein binding. NCBI's taxonomy places the organism in Eukaryota, Fungi, Ascomycota, Saccharomycetes, Saccharomycetales, Saccharomycetaceae. Gene Ontology annotation, cellular component: EMC complex. The record is from RefSeq and is a predicted model, not a curated record. The transcript has a single exon. The coding region runs from base 1 to 879 and encodes 292 amino acids.